AUGGCUGACCACGCUCUGGGGAUCGCUGAGACCAUCCAAACUGCCUCGAUCAAGCGGCAUCCCUCCCCAACCCACGACAUCAACCCAUCCACUGCCGCUUCGGAAAAACAACCCGUGGUCGCCGCUCCUGCCUCCGACGCCGGCAGCAUUUCUUCAGACAUCGUCGAUGAGAGCCGAGUAAUCCGUCCUCUCCGUCGUCAACAGACUCUUCCACCUCUGCCGGACCUACGCUUCGAGCAGAGCUACCUAGCCAGCUUGAAGGGUGCCGAGACUUGGGGACGAGUCGGGUGGAUUACCGUGAGAGAUCAAGUCCUCCUACCCCUCAUCCAAGGCACGAUAUGGACCCUCGCGCUGUCGGGGUGGCGGUUCUGGAACCGCAAUGCCUCCGUCAGCGGGCACACGCUCGGAAGUAGGAUCCGCAGAUGGUGGUACGAAGUCAACAACUGGCCUCUGCCUCAACGGGGCACCCUUCGCGAUCCGCAGGUAGCCUCGCAGGUGGAAGAAUUCUACACGACACAAUUUUCGAAUGCGGGCUCGGAUUAA
Penicillium lagena is the source of this 543-nucleotide messenger RNA. Its product is annotated as DUF1770 domain-containing protein. Lineage: Eukaryota; Fungi; Ascomycota; Eurotiomycetes; Eurotiales; Aspergillaceae. The transcript has 3 exons. The record is from RefSeq and is a predicted model, not a curated record. Gene Ontology annotation, molecular function: mitochondrion autophagosome adaptor activity. The coding region runs from base 1 to 543 and encodes 180 amino acids. Gene Ontology annotation, biological process: mitophagy.